GAAAGCGGAAGCGAGCCUCCGCACGUGGGGGCGGUGCUGGUUCGAGGGCUACGGGUUCUGCCGGGUUGUGGGAGGUGCAGCGGGUGGACGCAGACAGCCGGGCAGGAGGAGCUGGAGAGACACCCCUCGGAGCAGAGGAGCGGGCGAAACGUCAUGGAGGGUGCUGGGGAGCAGCCAAGCCCGCAGCCCGGAGGCCACUGCAUCCGUGACGGCGACUUCGUGGUGCUGAAACGGGAAGAUGUUUUCAAAGCGGUGCAGGUCCAGCGGAGAAAAAAAGUAACUUUUGAGAAACAGUGGUUCUAUCUGGAUAAUGUCAUUGGCCAUAGCUAUGGAACCACAUUUGAAGUGAGCAGUGGAGGAAGUCUCCAGCCUAAGAAGAGGAAGGAAGAGCCUACUUCAGAGACUAAAGAAGCAGGUAUUGAUAAUCGAAAUAUAAUUGAUGAUGGGAAAUCUCAGAAACUUACUCAAGAUGACAUAAAAGCAUUGAAGGACAAGGGCAUUAAAGGAGAGGAAAUAGUUCAGCAGCUAAUUGAAAAUAGCACAACAUUCCGAGACAAGACAGAAUUUUCUCAAGAUAAAUAUAUUAAAAAGAAGAAAAAGAAAUACGAAGCUGUCAUUACAGUGGUGAAGCCAUCCACCCGAAUUCUUUCAGUUAUGUAUUACGCACGAGAACCUGGGAAAAUUAACCACAUGAGGUACGAUACACUCGCCCAGAUGUUGACGCUGGGGAAUAUCCACGCUGGCAAUAAAAUGAUUGUAAUGGAGACAUGUGCGGGCUUGGUGCUGGGUGCAAUGAUGGAACGAAUGGGAGGUUUUGGCUCCAUUAUUCAGCUGUAUCCUGGAGGUGGACCUGUUCGGGCGGCAACAGCAUGUUUUGGAUUUCCUAAAUCUUUCCUCAACGGUCUUUAUGAAUUCCCCCUCAACAAAGUGGACAGUCUUCUCAAUGGGACCUUUUCAUCUGAGAUGUUGUCUUCAGAGCCGAAAGACGGUGCUUCAGUUGAAGAAAGUAAUGGCAUAGUUGAGGGAAAACAGACCUCUGAACAGAAUGAAGACAGUGUGGCAGAAGCGCCCGAGAGCACGCUCCCAGAGGAACAGGAAACAAUGGAAAUUGUUCCUGAGGAUCCAGACUACAAGGAACCGAAAGAGAAAGGAAACAAAAAAGAUUAUACUCAAGAAAAGCUAAGGCGGCAGGAAGAGCAGAGGAAAAGACACAUAGAAGCCGCUGCUCUCCUGAACGAAAGAAACGCGGACGGCUUGAUUGUGGCCAGUCGCUUCCACCCCAUUCCACUGCUGCUGUCAUUGCUGGACUUCGUGGCCCCUUCCAGGCCAUUUGUAGUCUACUGUCAGUAUAAAGAGCCUCUGUUGGAGUGCUACACAAAACUGCGGGAGAGGGGUGGAGUCAUCAACCUCAGACUGUCGGAAACCUGGCUCCGAAACUACCAGGUUUUGCCAGAUCGGAGUCAUCCCAAACUGCUGAUGAGCGGAGGUGGGGGGUACCUCCUCUCAGGCUUCACUGUUGCCAUGGACAACCUCAAAGCAGACACCAGCCUCAAACCCAACACAAGCACUUUAGAUUCAGAGAAGACAGAGGAGCCAGCAGCUAAGAAACGGAAAUGCCCAGAGCCAGACUCGUAA
Molecule: messenger RNA, 1635 nt
Organism: Elephantulus edwardii (Cape elephant shrew)
Lineage: Eukaryota; Metazoa; Chordata; Mammalia; Macroscelidea; Macroscelididae
Gene: TRMT6
Product: tRNA methyltransferase 6 homolog (S. cerevisiae)
Exons: 11
Coding region: 154-1635 (493 amino acids)
Biological process (GO): tRNA methylation
Cellular component (GO): nucleus; tRNA (m1A) methyltransferase complex
Source: RefSeq, a predicted model, not a curated record